Messenger RNA from Dermacentor silvarum, 2031 nucleotides. RefSeq lists its product as uncharacterized. Gene Ontology annotation, biological process: L-threonine catabolic process; glycine biosynthetic process. The transcript has 9 exons. The record is from RefSeq and is a predicted model, not a curated record. Gene Ontology annotation, molecular function: L-allo-threonine aldolase activity. The coding region runs from base 334 to 1449 and encodes 371 amino acids. NCBI's taxonomy places the organism in Eukaryota, Metazoa, Arthropoda, Arachnida, Ixodida, Ixodidae. Gene Ontology annotation, cellular component: cytosol.
AGUAGCAUCCUUAAUCAGCAACACGUUCACUAUUGUUCAAAUUUCCCGCCGUUCCACCGCGCCAGCAUGUGGCGCCAUGCCACGGUAACGGCUCGAAACAUGAUCGCUCCCGAGGUCGCUGUGCGGACGCCGCGUUGUGUCGUCAGCGCAGCUGUCUGAGCUGUGUAUGUGUUCUCUCUCCUUCGCCCAUCGCAUUUCUGCACUCGUUCGCUCAUCGCGCGCACUCUCAGCAAAGCGCGCUGCUGGAACCGUUAGCAAACAGGUCGUGGUGACGAGCGCCGUGCAUCGUUUGUGCUGUCCUCUCUACGUAACCUGACGACGUUUACAGCGGUCAUGAACAAUCCGCGCGUGGUGGACCUUCGAUCGGACACGCUGACCAAGCCGACGCCCGAGAUGCGGCAAGCCAUGAGGGACGCCGAAGUCGGCGACGACGUCUUCAAGGAGGACCCCACCGUCAACGAGCUCGAACGUGUGGCGGCCGAGUUGAUGGGAAAGGAGUUCGCUCUGUUCAUGCCCACGGGAACCAUGGGAAACCUGGCGUCAGUGAUGGCCCACUGUGACAGGAGGGGACAGGAGGUCCUGGUGGGCGACGCGUCCCACAUCUUCCUCAGCGAGCAGGGAGGGACUGCUCAGGUGGCCUCGGUGCAUAGUUGGGCCGUCCCGACGCAGAAAGACGGCCGGCUGCUCAUCGAGGACCUGGAGUCUCGCGUCAGGUACCGCGACAUACCCUGCCCCAGGACUGCACUGCUGUGCCUCGAGAACACGCACAACUUCUGCGGGGGCACCGUGCUCCCCGUCGACUACGUGGAACAGGCUGCCCGGUUCGCCAGGAGCCACAAGAUACCGUUGCACAUGGACGGUGCGAGGAUCAUGAACGCGGCAGCGUACCUGGACCUGCCGGUCAAGGAUCUCCUGAAGGGUUGCGACUCCGUCAUGAUGUGCAUCUCGAAGGGACUCUCGUGCCCCAUAGGGUCCUUGGUGGCUGGAUCAAGGGACUUCAUAUACAAGGUGACGAGAGCUCGCAAGUGCCUGGGCGGAGGCAUGCGCCAGGCGGGCAUCAUGGCCGCAGCGGGCCUCGUGGCAUUCCGGACCAUGGUGGCCAGAGUGCGCGAGGACCACGACAAUGCGCAGAGGCUCGCCAGAGGCAUUAGUCUGCAGGACAACCCGUACAUCGCCGUGGACCUGGGGACGGUGCAGACCAACAUGGUCAUUUACGAAUUUCGAGACACAAGCCGGCUGUCGCCACUCACCUUCUGCGUGCGCCUCGACCAGGUGACGAAGAGGGAGUACGAUGAUCUCCAGCAGGCCGUCACGGUGAAGAUGAUUCCCAUCAGCCUGACCAAGGCCCGCGCUGUCCUCUACAACGGCGUCAGCGCGGACGACGUUGACGCGGCGCUGGUGAAGAUGCGUUACGUCAUCGAUGAACUGUGCCAGUCCGCCGGUGCAUAGUCCUAACAACUUAGAUGCACGCGCGAGCGUUACAUAAUCGCGCGCGCAUGCGCACGCUCGACGAUCGAGGCACCUUGAAUUUUCGCCUCGAGGCACCUUGAAUGCUCGGAAAUCGACGAGGCACCUUGAAUGUUCGCAACUCGGAAAUGUUUCGACUGAAGCUUAGUUGGUAUGGCGUGACUGUAUGGUGCACGAUUGCGACGCUAAGGCGACACUCGAGGGCACGUCGACGCGUUAAACGAACACGUGUAUACUUGUCCGCGUCGUGUCCAAGCGUGUGUCACGUUAUCAGUUCAGAAUCACACACCAUACAGUCAUAUUUGUCGCAGUAUAAACAACUAGGAAAAGUCUUCAAACUCGGUGUUCCCAAACGCAUCUGAAUGCCAGAGCCACACACCGGUCCUUCGGAGUUGGCGAAGCGCUUGGAUUUUCAAGGAAUGAUGCUGACUCCCCUUUCAAAGUUACCCUUCUUCCACGGAAUUCGAUUGGUUGGUCAAUCGGGAUGGAGUUUAAUAUUCCAAAGUAAGUAAGGCUUUGAACGCUAUUGCGGGAAAAAAAUUCGGAUUGAUUCUGACAACCUGG